AUGUAUCCUGACGUUAAUAAAUUAAUUAACAACAUAAAAAAAGUAUUUUUAAAAGCUCCGUAUAAUGUUCAAGUGUAUAAAGAAAUAUUACCUGACAUUCCAUUACCCUUAGAACCAGUUUUGACAAGAUGGGGAACUUGGUUGGAAGCUGCUAUAUUUAAUUGUGAUAACUUCCAAAGUUUAAAAAAAGUUAUAGAAGAAUUGAUAAAGCAGAAGUCUCCUAGUCAGUCUAUACUUAAAUGUAAAACAGUUCUUGACUUAAAAUCUGUAGAAAAUGACCUUAUAUUUAUUAAGACCCAUUUUCUUAUGCUUAUAACAUGCAUAAAAAAUCUAGAAAAAUCAAAUGUGUCUCUUGUUGAUUCGAUAAAUCUCAUUGAAAAUACAAUUGUUAAACUUCAACAAAUACCUGGAGAAAAUGGAGAAAAAAUUAAAAUUAAAAUGGAUCAACUUCAACAAAAAAAUCAGGGACUCUCAAUUUUAAAAAACAUAUCAAAAGUCUUGGAGGGAAAUAAUGAUGUACAACUUGUAGGUAAUUUUCCACCUACUGUGGUUACUGAUUUUCAGUAUGCUCCUGUGACUUCAGUAGACGUUGAACGUUCGUUCAGUACGUACAAAAAUAUUUUGUCAGAUCGCCGUACAAAAAUGACACCAGAAAAUAUGGAAAUGAACAUAGUUGUUAAUUGUUUCCAAAGAGGAGAAUUCUCUUAAUUA
This is a messenger RNA of Daktulosphaira vitifoliae (grape phylloxera), 711 nucleotides long. RefSeq lists its product as uncharacterized. The coding region runs from base 1 to 708 and encodes 235 amino acids. The record is from RefSeq and is a predicted model, not a curated record. Gene Ontology annotation, molecular function: protein dimerization activity. NCBI's taxonomy places the organism in Eukaryota, Metazoa, Arthropoda, Insecta, Hemiptera, Phylloxeridae. The transcript has a single exon.